AUGGGAGACUGCAGCUUCUUGGACCUAGAGCUGGAUAUGGACAUUCCUGAAGAAAUCACUAUCUCAGUGGACAUUGAUAGCUAUAUCUGGGUCACUCCAGACUUUUGUACAGCCCUCAGCUUAGAAAUCUACUUGGCUCCAGUAAUUGGUCAGCAAACUCCUAUCCACAAGCACAAUCACAUAUAUGUGGACAUUCUUGUUCCUCAAAGUGCAGAAGACCAGGGUCCAGAUGGUACUCAAAGAGAGAAGUGGUGGACCAAGUCAGUAUCUUUGAGCUCCAUACCUCAUGUGCCAUUUGGAGUGCUGAGCACAGCAAACCACACCUCUAAUCUCCUGCUGUUCUUUCCUCGGAUGAUUCAUAACUGUUCCAACUCAUCUUUGAAGGCUACUAGGAUUCCAGAGGCACCCAAUUCUUCUCUGCCUUAUGUGGACACCACUGUGCAUGAGAUCAGAUAUAAAUCAAGGAAAGGUGGCUCUGGUCAGCCUGGAAGCCAUAGACCCAAGGUCACCCCUGUCUCUGGAGCAGCAUUUGAAAGAAUUCAAAGAAGCAUGAGGACCCGGGUCAGAGAUCAGGUAAUGCUGGCCUCUUAUGGAUCCUUCUUCUUUGUCUUGGAAGGCAAGGGCAUCAAACUGUGGACAAAGGAUGGCCAGAAUGGCAGAUACAACUCUCCUUAUGAAGCUUUAAAGGCCAACUUCACAAACUUGGACUGGGAUCACAUGAUGGACAGGAAUAAUGGAGAACUAUACUUGGAUGUGGGGAUUAGCUUCAAUCCCACUGAUCUCUAUCUGAGGCAGUCCCUUCAAAGUCUGGAUGUUGAAAGGAUUAGGGACUGUGAUGGCAUGCUCUUUCUUUAUGAUGUACAACAAACCAUCAUCAAAGAAGACAAUGCUAAGGUUCACAAGAUCAUGGAUGCCAAUGUCAAAAGCCAUCCCAAGACCCUCACUCCAUCAAAUCCUAUAAUAAAUGCUGAUGACUGGCCCAUUGGUCCACAACUCAGCUGGAAGGAUGUGGUGCAGAUGAUUGAAGACUACCCUCAACUUCUCAUGAGGCCUUGGAUUUAUGACUCCAUCUGGGAUCCAGAGGAUUUGAAUCUGGGCCUUCUAUUUGUUCAAUUCACAAGGGAGUUUUGGUUGCAGCUAGGUGAAGCACAGACCACCAAUGAUUUUAUGGAUGCUGUUACUAUCAAUCCCAGGAUCUGCAACAAUCUCCAGGAAGCUAUGAUCUGCUGGUCCUUGGAUAGGGUGAAUCAAUGGAUCAUCUCUAUUAAAUUCCAGGCCUGUAGUGCUGGACUGGAGGGAGACAAACCUGGGUGCUCCCACUUCUCAUUUGUGCAGAGACGCACCACAUUUUUCCCUCAUAAAGACACUGCCCCUCCACAGUCAUCAAAGUGGAAGAUUUAUUGGACAAAGGGUUACAUUGCACAUUAUCAUAAAAUAUGCUCUGAGCUAUCUGAAGCCCAGCUGGAGCAUCUGCAUGAACAUCUAGACAUACUUUUUUCCAACCUCCAAUGUCUUCCUGAUGCCAACAAGCCCACUGCAAAAAGUCCUGGCUCCCUAGCUUCUGGUCAGGACAGUAUCAAGAUAGUGACCAAUCCAUGUUUCUACCAGAUACAAAAAAUUGAAGGCAGAAAGAGGACUAUCAAGAGGCCAGCUGUCAUCAGGAGACCACAAGAUUUCUGCAUAACCAUCAUGAACAUACAGGGAUGGGAUCCAAAGAGGAAAAAACCAGAACAAAGAAAACCUCAAGUUGAUAGGAGAUCUCUAAAGGCCAAGCAUGCUAGAAAACCACCAACCAGGCAGAUCAAGACAAUAGGUCCAGUGACAAGUGCCAGCAAUAGAACCAACAAAAAGCACAGUGCAGACCUAGAGCAUGAUACUGAUACCAACAGCAAUAGCAACACCCAUGAUGGCAGUACCUCUGAAACAAACUCACUGUUUGACCAGAAGGAUAAUAAUGCUGCAGAUCAUGAUGAGUCUGAAAUGGAUUUAUUAUUUGAUUAUGAUGGGAGUGGAGAGGAAGCUGAUGAGGAGGUGUUAAGGUCACGUGCUCAAGGGGGUCAGAUCACAAGGGCUUGGCCUCAGCUCAUACACUGUGCCUCUUUCCCAAGUAUGUGCCCUUAA
Suillus subaureus is the source of this 2121-nucleotide messenger RNA. RefSeq lists its product as uncharacterized. The record is from RefSeq and is a predicted model, not a curated record. NCBI's taxonomy places the organism in Eukaryota, Fungi, Basidiomycota, Agaricomycetes, Boletales, Suillaceae. The transcript is spliced from 4 exons. The coding region runs from base 1 to 2121 and encodes 706 amino acids.